This is a messenger RNA of Fraxinus pennsylvanica, 657 nucleotides long. NCBI's taxonomy places the organism in Eukaryota, Viridiplantae, Streptophyta, Magnoliopsida, Lamiales, Oleaceae. The record is from the annotation of a GenBank genome assembly.
AUGGAGACACAGAGUGAGGUAAAGGCUUCAAAAUUCAAAAGGAUUUGUGUGUUUUGUGGGAGUAGCCAAGGCAAGAAAACUAGCUAUCAAGAAGCUGCUAUUGACUUGGGCAAUGAAUUGGUUUCUAGAAACAUUGAUUUGGUCUAUGGAGGAGGCAGCAUAGGUCUCAUGGGUUUGGUUUCGCAGGCUGUUCAUGAUGGUGGUCGUCAUGUUAUUGGGGUUAUUCCCAAGACGCUCAUGCCUCAAGAGUUAACCGGUGUAACAGUAGGGGAAGUGAAGGAAGUUGCAGAUAUGCACCAAAGGAAGGCAGAGAUGGCUAGACAUUCUGACGCUUUUAUCGCCUUGCCAGGUGGUUAUGGAACUCUCGAAGAACUACUUGAAGUUAUAACCUGGGCUCAACUGGGCAUUCAUGAUAAACCGGUAGGUUUGCUAAAUGUGGAUGGAUACUACAAUUCAUUGUUAUCAUUCAUCGACAAAGCCGUUGAGGAAGGCUUCAUUAGUCCAAAUGCUCGCCAAAUCAUUAUAUCUGCACCUACAGCAAAGGAGCUAGUUGAGAAAUUGGAGGAGUAUGUUCCCUGCCAUGAAAGAGUUGCUUCGAAACUGAGCUGGGAGACAGAGCAUCUCGGUUACUCCCAAAAAUUCGAUCUAUCGAGGUGA